GACGAGUUAAUGGGUGCAGCACACCAACAUGGCACAUGUAUACAUAUGUAACAAACCUGCACAUUGUGCACAUGUACCGUAGAACUUAAAGUAUAAUUAGAAAAUAUAUAUAAAGAGAGAAACAUCUUUGAUCCCAGAUGAAACACUGAAGCAGAGAUUUCUAGGCUUCAGCUCAAGAGCCACAGGGAAGGUGGGACUUGAAGGGUGGCUAGUUACAGGCCUUUUCCACAGCUGGAGGAGACUCUUCCCUGAUUUGCACUUGCCAGCUGGUCUCUGGGCCAGCUGUGCCAGCUUCACCUAGAGGUCUUGUUGGAAAUAGCUCCGGUGUCUAUUUUUCACAAACAGCCCAGUGAUAACCAGGGCGCUGGGUUUGGGAACAAGAGUGCUAACCAGAGACCCCAAGAGUCUCUUGGAGAGGGACUGAGCUGCCUCCUGCCUGGGGAAAUUAAGCUCCAGUCACUUCCUGGAGCAUGUCAAACUCCACCUCCAGCAGGCCAUCCAGCCUGAGUCCUCUGCAGAGCAGGCAGCUCCACCCUCCCAACUCAGUGCUGCCUGUCACACCUGAGCCAGCAGUUUGUGCAACCAGAGGAGCGCAGGCAGGGUUCCCUGCUGGGGCCCGGGCUGCCCAGCCAUGCUUUGGGCACUCCGGCCAAGGUGGCUGGCAGACAAGAUGCUGCCCCUCCUGGGGGCAGUGCUGCUUCAGAAGAGAGAGAAGAGGGGCCCUCUGUGGAGGCACUGGCGGCGGGAAACCUACCCAUACUAUGACCUCCAGGUGAAGGUGCUGAGGGCCACAAACAUCCGGGGCACAGACCUGCUGUCCAAAGCCGACUGCUAUGUGCAACUGUGGCUGCCCACGGCGUCCCCAAGCCCUGCCCAGACUAGGAUAGUGGCCAACUGCAGUGACCCCGAGUGGAAUGAGACCUUCCACUACCAGAUCCAUGGUGCUGUGAAGAACGUCCUGGAGCUCACCCUGUAUGACAAGGACAUCCUGGGCAGCGACCAGCUCUCUCUGCUCCUGUUUGACCUGAGAAGCCUCAAGUGUGGCCAACCUCACAAACACACCUUCCCACUCAACCACCAGGAUUCACAAGAGCUGCAGGUGGAAUUUGUUCUGGAGAAGAGCCAGGUGCCUGCAUCUGAAGUCAUCACCAACGGGGUUCUGGUGGCUCACCCCUGUCUGAGAAUCCAGGGCACACUCCGGGGAGAUGGGACAGCCCCACGGGGAGAGUACGGCUCUAGGCAGCUCCAGCUGGCAGUGCCUGGGGCCUACGAGAAGCCACAGCUCUUGCCCCUGCAGCCUCCCACAGAGCCAGGCCUCCCACCCACCUUUACCUUCCACGUGAACCCAGUGCUGAGCUCCAGGCUACACGUGGAGCUGAUGGAGCUGCUGGCGGCUGUGCAGAGUGGCCCCAGCGCGGAGCUGGAGGCUCAGACCAGCAAGCUGGGCGAGGGGGGCAUCCUGCUCUCCUCUCUGCCCCUAGGCCAGGAGGAACAGUGUUCUGUGGCCCUGGGGGAGGGCCAGGAGGUGGCUCUGAGCAUGAAGGUGGAAAUGAGCUCCGGGGACCUAGACCUACGCCUUGGCUUUGACCUCUGUGACGGGGAGCAGAAGUUUCUGGACAGGAGGAAGCAGGUCGUGUCCAAGGCCCUGCAGCAAGUGCUGGGAUUGAGUGAGGCUCCGGACAGUGGCCAGGUGCCUGUAGUGGCUGUGUUGGGUUCCGGGGGUGGAACCCGAGCCAUGUCUUCUCUGUACGGCAGCCUGGCAGGGUUGCAGGAGCUCGGCCUUCUAGACACUGUGACCUACCUGAGUGGGGUCUCUGGGUCUACCUGGUGCAUCUCCACACUCUACAGGGACCCAGCCUGGUCCCAGGUGGCCUUGCAGGGCCCCAUUGAGCGUGCCCAGGUUCACGUCUGCAGCAGUAAGAUGGGAGCUUUGUCCACGGAGCGGCUACAGUACUACACUCAGGAACUGGGGGUCCGGGAGCACAGUGGCCACAGCGUGUCCCUCAUCGACCUCUGGGGCCUCCUUGUUGAGUAUUUCCUGUACCAGGAGGAGAACCCUGCCAAGCUGUCUGACCAACAGGAGGCAGUCCGCCAGGGUCAGAACCCUUACCCCAUUUACACCAGCGUCAACGUCCGCACCAACUUGAGUGGAGAAGAUUUUGCAGAGUGGUGCGAGUUCACGCCCUAUGAGGUAGGCUUCCCCAAGUACGGGGCUUAUGUUCCCACCGAGCUCUUCGGCUCAGAACUCUUCAUGGGACGAUUGCUGCAGCUCCAGCCUGAACCCCGGAUCUGUUACCUGCAAGGUAUGUGGGGCAGCGCCUUUGCCACCAGCCUGGAUGAGAUCUUCCUAAAGACCGCCGGCUCGGGCCUCAGCUUCCUGGAGUGGUACAGAGGCAGUGUGAAUAUCACAGACGACUGCCAGAAGCCUCAGCUGCACAACCCCUCGAGGCUGCGAACGAGGCUCCUCACCCCACAGGGGCCCUUCUCCCAGGCUGUGCUGGACAUAUUCACCUCCCGCUUCACUUCCGCCCAGAGCUUUAACUUCACCCAGGGUCUCUGCUUGCACAAGGACUAUGUGGCUGGCAGGGAGUUCGUGGCCUGGAAAGACACACACCCGGACGCCUUCCCCAACCAGCUCACCCCCAUGCAGGACUGCCUGUACCUGGUGGACGGAGGCUUUGCCAUCAACUCUCCGUUCCCACUGGCUCUGCUGCCUCAGAGAGCAGUGGACCUCAUUCUGUCCUUUGACUAUUCCUUGGAAGCCCCUUUUGAGGUCUUGAAGAUGACAGAGAAGUACUGCCUGGACCGAGGAAUCCCCUUCCCUAGCAUCGAGGUGGGCCCUGAGGACAUGGAGGAGGCCCGUGAGUGCUAUCUGUUUGCCAAGGCUGAGGACCCCCGCUCCCCCAUUGUGCUGCACUUCCCCCUUGUUAACCGUACCUUCCGCACACACCUGGCCCCAGGUGUGGAGCGACAAACAGCUGAGGAGAAGGCCUUUGGGGACUUUGUCAUCAACAGGCCAGACACCCCCUAUGGCAUGAUGAACUUCACCUAUGAGCCCCAGGACUUUGAUCGGCUGGUGGCCCUCAGUCGAUACAACAUCCUGAACAAUGUGGAGACCUUGAAGUGUGCCCUCCAGCUGGCUCUGGACCGGCACCAGGCUCGGGAGAGGGCAGGGGGCUGACCAAGGCAGGAGGCGGAGGACUGUGACAGAGAGGAGACACACUGCUCAUGGUCAGGGCUUGUAGAGGGAGGAGCGAUGGGGACUCUGUGCAGGAUCUGCUUCCCUUCUCUCCAGGACCUGCCUCGAGGUGCCCCAGGCCCCGGAAAGCUCUUGCAGAAUUGCAGCUUGGACUGGGGCAGGGCUCUCCUUGUGUGUUUUUGGAGAAGAUGGGCAGUAGAUCGCUCCAGGGGCUCUUGGGGAUGUAGGGCAGAAGAGAACAGCACUCAUUUCACAGCGGGGUGUGGAGAGAAUCAGGUGAGCCACAGGGCCAACCUCAGACACAGAAGGACCUCAGAGGGCCCAGGUCCUCAGACCCACACAGAACAGGGGCUGAGGGCACCGAGAAGCCAGCUGUCCUCCUUACACUGAGAUGGAAAGCAGAGAUGCCUCCAUCCACACUUCCUGCAGAGCGGCCCAAGCCCCAACCCCACCUCGAGCUCCUGGAUGCACUGCUAUCAAGAACAAUGAGGGGCUGAGGGGAUGGCCAGCCUAUGUUGCUGACUCCAUCAUCCUAACCCUCCUUCUGCCUUCUGGUCUCCUCGUGCCUCCUCCCAGAUCACCCUUCUCUUCCCAGCGCCCUAAAGCCUGUGGGGUGAUGUCCCAUUCUGGCUGCUCCAGGUGGGAGAUGUGCGCGUGUCUCCCUGCCAGUUACCCAGGCUUCACUCUUCGAACCUGGACCACAGUCUCUGGUGAUGUGUGUAGUGGCCACAUCAGGCAAAUAUAGUCUCACCAUUCCUAGGAGCUAAAUGGGUGUGUCUAGAAGGGGCAUCUGUUCAUCGGGGGAGAGGUGUGCACCUGUAUGUGGGGCAGGAGGGUGUGCAAGUUCCUGGAGGUGGGUUACUCCAAGGCAUGGGCAGUGCAGAGGGAGCCUCGCCUGGGCUCUUGCCUCUUUCCCAGAUGCAUCCAAUGGGUCUUGGCAAGUUUUGUUUCUCACUCUCCCUCUUCUCCAUUUCCCCUGACCCGCCAGGGACUCUCCAAAUACCUAGAACCUCUCUAGUGUGGGCAGCCCUCAGAUUUGUGAAGAGGAGAUCCCGUUCUGGCCAGGCCCUCUCCAUCUGGCCACAGCCUCUGCAGCAUAUGCCUCCAGUGCUGAGCUGCCUAGGAGCCUGCAGCAGCACUUGAGACCUUGUUCCUUCUGCCCCCUGUCCCAGGGGCUCCCUCUUGGCUGCACCCCCUGCUCCAUGCUCUCUCACACAGACACGCUGUCAGGAACACCUGUGCUGGGAAGCCUCACCUGUCCUGAGUCUGGAAAGAAGACUAGUUCUGGCUUCCAGGUUGGGGAAGGGUGACUGGAGCCCAGCCUGUGUCUUGGCCUGGCCUGGGAUCUGCAGCCCUCCAGCUGGCAUGAGUUGCGAGGGCUGGGGGAGCCAGUUAUUUGGGCUGGCAUGAGGUGGGGACACCUCAGUUCUCCUCUGCCUCCUCACCACGGCUGCCUGUCACAGGCCACGGCCCCUCCCCUUGGUUCAGCAGUGAGAGGUUUAUCUGGGAGUUUAUCUGGCUCCUGCUGUGGCCAUUGUCAUCAACACUGCUGUGCCUGCCGUCAUCAAUAACUUGUUAGUAAAACCUUCAUAGGGUUCACAGCUCAGAACUGCACAGCGUUCACAACUUAGAAUCUGUGGUGUUUCUUCAGUGCCCAUUAGAGCCUCAGGCUGUCUCUGGCUCCUAGAAAGUCAUUCUACCAUCUGUUUUGUUCACUGCUGUAUCCUCAGUGCCUAGAGCAGCAGUUGAUACAUGGUAGGUGCUCAGUAAAUAUUUGAUAAAUGAAUGGGAACCUACAUUCUAAGAGACAGAUCGUCACCCACCAACCACAAAAAAGCAUGCAAUGCUUUCAUGAUUCUUAACCCAUGUGGACUUUUUGAAGAGCUGAUAUAAACCACAGACCCUCUCCCAAGAAAAAGGCAUACACACACAUGAAAAGUUGCUUACAACAAGGUCUCUGCUUCAGCUAUGUGAUCAGCAGCCCCAGGGUUGCAGAGGCCAGCGUCUGUCCCCGCAGGCCAGCAAGGCUUGUGAAGGAGGCAAACGUGGGCUUGUGCAGAGUGGGUGGGGACCUUCUCACACAGAAGUGUAGGCAAUGCCACUUGUGCUCAGAUAAGGUUUGGGAGGAGACUGGGACAAGAUCAAGGGCAGGGGGCAGGAGGCUGGGCUAGUGCUGUGGCCCAGAUAUUGGCCAGAGGUGCAGGGAGGAUCUCAGCCAGGGAUGGGGAGGCUCCAACAAGACUGAAUCUGGGAGCCACGCAGAGCAAGAAGCCAGGGGAGGGGCCGAAGGUAACCCGGCCAGUUUAAUGUCUGCUCCUCAGGAGAGAUCUGAGUCUUUACCUCAUUCCCAACCCUUAUCUGAGAUGGCUGGAAAUAAGCUUCAGGGUCCUGAAGGUGACAGAGUUGGAGGGAUUUGUCCAGAAGAGCAAGCAUGGUUUCCCUUGAAGCUGGGUAGAAACACAGGAGCAGGGACAUCAUUCAUCAACUUGUCAGAGCUCCUCAUGAGGCAAGGGAAGAAAAAGGGGGCCACAAGUGUAGGAGAUUGGUCAGAGUGGUGGGAGAAGCUAUAGGGAAAGGAGCAGGCCUUCUGAAAGGUUGGAAGGCUCUGCAUAGCUCUGGAGGAGAAUAGCUGAAGACAGCUGUUCUAUAACCCUGAGGCAGAGGGCAAGGAGUAGGUACAAGGGAGUGUGGGGGAAUUUAUCUUAAACAGGCUUGUUUACUUCUGUUGACCAGGAACUGACCUUUGAUCAUCUACGCCCAUGACCUUCCCUGAAAGGGGAACAAUAAAUGUUAAUUACCUCCA
This is a messenger RNA of Pan troglodytes (chimpanzee), 6002 nucleotides long. RefSeq names its product phospholipase A2 group IVF (gene PLA2G4F). Gene Ontology annotation, biological process: glycerophospholipid catabolic process. The transcript has 20 exons. Gene Ontology annotation, molecular function: calcium-dependent phospholipid binding; calcium ion binding. Gene Ontology annotation, cellular component: vesicle; ruffle membrane; cytosol. The record is from RefSeq and is a predicted model, not a curated record. The coding region runs from base 632 to 3181 and encodes 849 amino acids. Lineage: Eukaryota; Metazoa; Chordata; Mammalia; Primates; Hominidae.